AUGAACUCAGAGAUGCAGUGUGAGGCCCACGGGUCCAGACAGCAUGGGAGCCCAAAAAAUGAGCCAUGCAUUGAUAUUGAAAGUGAUGUUACUGUGGGAACUGCCCUGUGGAGACAAGGACAUUCCUCAUCCUCUGCUCCUGCUCACAGUGACACUGAUAUGGUAAAGCCCCCAUCCUGGCCUGACCCUGCCAUGGGCACUAGGCUCCUCUGCUGCGUGGUACUGGGUUUCCUAGGGACAGAUCACACAGGUGCUGGAGUCUCCCAGUCCCCAAGGUACAAAGUCACAAAGAGGGGACAGGAUGUAGCUCUCAGGUGUGAUCCAAUUUCGGGUCAUGUAUCCCUUUUUUGGUACCAACAGGCCCUGGGGCAGGGGCCAGAGCUUCUGACUUAUUUCCAGAAUGAAGUUCAACUACACAAAUCAGGGCUGCCCAGUGAUCGCUUCUUUGCAGAAAGACCUGAGGGAUCCGUCUGCACUCUGAAGAUCCAGCGCACACAGCAGGAGGACUCGGCCAUGUAUCUCUGUGCCAGCAGCUUAGCCACAACGUGGCACAGUUGCCUCCUUCUUGUUCACAAACCUCAUCCUUCUCUCUCCUUGCAGCUCCUAGAGACCCUUAACAGAUGGCUCUCUUUGCUCCUCACUUUUCAUGGGAAAGAAUUACAUUUGGACUUCAGCUGUUCUUUUGGUAGAAAGAGACCACAGAUUCAUUCCUGA
Pongo pygmaeus (Bornean orangutan) is the source of this 714-nucleotide messenger RNA. RefSeq lists its product as uncharacterized. Bases 1 to 714 code for a protein of 237 amino acids. Gene Ontology annotation, biological process: cell surface receptor signaling pathway. The transcript is spliced from 3 exons. Gene Ontology annotation, cellular component: plasma membrane. Lineage: Eukaryota; Metazoa; Chordata; Mammalia; Primates; Hominidae. The record is from RefSeq and is a predicted model, not a curated record.